AGAGAGAAGCAUAAAAAGUUCUGAUCAUAGUUUAGCGCCAUUUAAAACUGCUUUGACCAACACAAUCAUCACUCUCCAGUGGCUAAAAUAUGGUUGAAAAGGAACCACAGGGCUCUAAGGUGUAUGAAAACAUCCAUGAUGUUCCAGCCAGGAAUGUUGUGUUUCAGAGCCGCUCUGGUGAAGACAGUAAAGCGACUCCUGCAGUGCCUGGAUUCAAACUCUACAGAUUGCUUGCUGUUAGCUUUGGACUCCUGUGUAUCCUACAAGCUGCUCUCAACAUUUCCCUGCGUCUUGCUCUAGCCAAGAAGACACAAGACAUUGAGUCCAGAUUUAAAAACCUUACUGCAGAGCGAGACGAACUGAAGUCAAAGCUGAGUGACCCCGGAUGGGUGUAUUUCAGCGGUAGUUUCUAUUACAUUUCUGCUAUCAAGAAAUCCUGGCAAGAGAGUAGAGAUGACUGUCUGCAAAGAGGUGCAGACCUGAUGAUUAUCAAAAGCAUUGAAGAACAGAAUUUCACAAGACAAUUGAAGAGUAACUUGUGGAUUGGACUGACUGACAGAGAGACAGAGGGAUCAUGGAAAUGGGUUGAUGGGACUCCGCUGACAACAAGCUACUGGGCUGAGGAUGAGCCUAAUGGCUAUGAAAUCAGAGACGAAGACUGUGGAGAAAUAAGAUACCAUAAACUGGAAAACAACUGGAAUGAUAAACCAUGUAAUAGAACAAUCUUCUGGAUCUGUGAAAUGAAAGUGCAUCUCUAACUUAGCAUAAAGAGGAAAACUUCAGCCCCCCUUUAGUUCAGUAUAGCCAAUCACACAAAGUUGUCAUUGAUCUGUGCUUAUUUUGCCAGGAGACUUCAUGAUCAUGUAGUGUUUCGAUCAACUAUCAAAAUGUAAAAAUGUGUUCAUGCACAAUUUCGUUGUUUGCUGACUAAAAAUGAGCAAUCUGAAAGAAAUUUAGCCAUUUUUCUGUUGUUUAAGCAUUUCACACUUAGAUCUUCACAAUACCAACCUGAAAAUGCCCAUAUGGACAUGCACAUUAUUAGAUUUGCUGGCUUAGUGUGGAUCUAGUCUGGAAUAGCGUAUUACUGCGCUGCAGGGAAAGUGGCAGGUUAACAUACAUAGAACAAUAUAUCCAACUAGGGUCACUGCUUUGAUAACAAUAAAUAAUAUAAAAGACUCUAAUGUUAUGCAUGAUUUGAUUCAUUGUUAAAUAAAUGUUUUUCCCUCAU
Micropterus dolomieu (smallmouth bass) is the source of this 1228-nucleotide messenger RNA. RefSeq names its product hepatic lectin-like. The transcript has 6 exons. The record is from RefSeq and is a predicted model, not a curated record. NCBI's taxonomy places the organism in Eukaryota, Metazoa, Chordata, Actinopteri, Centrarchiformes, Centrarchidae. The coding region runs from base 90 to 758 and encodes 222 amino acids.